Phytophthora infestans T30-4 is the source of this 2241-nucleotide messenger RNA. RefSeq lists its product as uncharacterized. Gene Ontology annotation, molecular function: zinc ion binding. Bases 1 to 2241 code for a protein of 746 amino acids. Lineage: Eukaryota; Oomycota; Peronosporomycetes; Peronosporales; Peronosporaceae. The record is from RefSeq and is a predicted model, not a curated record. The transcript has 2 exons.
AUGGUAGUGAAUGAAGCUGAAGAGGCGAAGGCAAGUGCGUCGCUGGCCCGAUUGCGGUUGUUCCUAUCAUCACAUGCCCCAAAUGGACCAGGAGAGGAUCUGGACGACGAUGACGAAGAAGAAGAUGCUGGACAGACUACCAUCCCUGCUGCUGGAGCGGUGGCAAGUGUGGCGCCCAUGAGUCAGUCGACAAAGGAGUUUGCGCGCGUCAAGUAUCUACUGCAGUGCUCAUUGCCAGGGUAUCGAGUGCAUGAAGGCGUUGUGAUUUGGGAUAUGCGCAAUCCAUCGCUAGUGGCCCAAUAUGAACAACACACGACGGGUUUGUUGGAGCUCGAAUCUUGGGUCGCAGUAAACGAUCUUGGCGCUGAUAUGGGCGACGUUCACAGCUACGGCUUUACGUCACUUGAUGCGAACCAAACGGGUAUGAAAUUCACGACGGGCAACCUUCAACUUAGUGCACCUCUUGAUCAAUCCGGGGAGGCCAAGAAACCAUCCAGCACACGUCAACUCGUUCUCUGCAAAAUCGCAGUCGGUCGAUCGCUGGUGAUCCGCGACGAGGACGAAGCGAAAGCUCGGCUUCCUCCUGGAUAUCACAGCUACUAUUUGCAUCGUGAACAAGAAGCCGGCGACCAGCAUAGCCUUCAAGCUGCACUGCUAGAUCGAGGUUACUAUCACGAGUAUAUCUUGAACAACACUUUGCAGGUGUUGCCACAGUACCUCGUGCGAUUCACCUUUUCGGCAGCCGAAGUUCACGGACCUGCAGUCGGUUCAUGUGCACUUUGUGAGCAACACCCGGCAGUUGUAGUUUGCCGUAACUGUGAAGCACAGAUCUGUGCUCACUGUGAUCAAGAGAUGCAUUCUGCUAACAAACUGGUGCGUCGACAUAAACGCACACCUUUACGCAGCAAGUCCAAAGCAUUAGCGAGUGAAGCUGCCCGACGUGGUCGACGCCGUAGCUCGACACCUCUAGCUGCUGCUAUAACAGAAAUAGGAGUGGAAAACCAUUUGAAUGCACUCCAGGAGGCAACGGAAGCUCAGAUCAAUGAGGUUGUUGCCAAGCAGAUGGAGGAAACUCUAUCGACGGAUGAUGCACAGACGCCUACGUGUCGAACUCAUCGUGGCAAAAAGGUGGAGUUCUACUGUCCCAUAUGUCAGAUUCCAGUGUGCGUGACGUGCAAAAUGGUCGGAGAUCAUUCCAUUGGAGAGAAAGGGUCUCACAGACUGCUAACGGUUGCGGACGCCUAUGAAAGUUGUCUACGCGAGUCGUUGCGUCCUGACCCACUUAUCACAUCUCGCAAGACGGUGAUCGAAAACAAGCUUCAACUGUUGACUCGAGUUCAACGAAGUGUGCAAGACAACAAGGCACAAGUUGCAUCUGCCAUUAAAGAGCAAUGUGCUCGAGCUUUACGUAGCUUGGACGAUGCAGUCGCGAUAAAGACGCGAGUGUUGUCAGGUGAGGUACUUGAGUUCGAGCGACAACUGCAACAGAUCGAUUGGGUGGAUGAAAGUCUGGAGGACCACCGAAAGUUAAUGCCAGCGGUAGAGUUUCUAGCUGCGUGGAACCAGCACAAGUUGCUUCGAGCAGAGCAACGCGACUUUCCUCCUUUUGCACACGGCUCCAAUAACAGUGCGGAGCAGGUGAAAGCUGAUCUGCAACUUGCAGGCGAGCUUCGUGUCAUGGCGGCAGAUCAAUUGGCAACACCGCAUCAACAACUUGCGUUCACGGCAAACGACAGUGACCCUGCUACCAGUGAAGUAGAAAACGUAAGCGACGGUAACCAAGGCGAUGGCUCACAAACAGAAGUAAAGGCUACUGCGCUACUGGCACAACACCGACGUGCAGGUGACAACGAUAUUCGCAGACGGUUGCUCAACAUAAAAGCCUCGCUAGCGGUAGAACCCAACGGAGCCUUCUUGGCUUCGCGGCGUGCGGUGUCUCCCAAGUGUCAGGAGCUACUGGAUGAGAUCCGCCACGAUAUUCUAGUUCACAACAGCGCCAAGAAGAGUUCAGCAACUGCUGGGUCUCCGCGAAAGACCGAAUCGCCUCGUUCUCACUUUGACAUUCCUUUCGUCGGACUUGCGAGUAGGACGGCCGACUCCACGGCCACAUUACGAGCGUUUUCGGUGCAGCCUAACGCCAAGAAAAUCCCAGACGAGGAACUGCGUUCGCCACGCCAACGCCGCGGCACCAGCGCGUGGUCAACUCUUCUUCGCGACGAAAUGGGGCUUGCUGAUAACUGA